Molecule: messenger RNA, 2227 nt
Organism: Gastrolobium bilobum
Lineage: Eukaryota; Viridiplantae; Streptophyta; Magnoliopsida; Fabales; Fabaceae
Product: glucan endo-1,3-beta-D-glucosidase 1-like
Exons: 3
Coding region: 124-2058 (644 amino acids)
Molecular function (GO): endo-1,3(4)-beta-glucanase activity
Source: RefSeq, a predicted model, not a curated record
AAAAAAUACCCCAAACGUUAUAAAUCUUAUAAACCCCAAUCACCACCUUGGCCGCAACCACGAUCACCACCUUGGCCGCAACCACGAUCAUCACAACUACCACAAUCACCACCAGCAGCAACUAUGCCUCUCAGCAAAAAGAACACUCCUUUUUUGUUCCCAGAGUCUCAAUCCACUGUUCUCCCUGACCCCACCAACUUCUUCUCCCCAAACCUUGUCUCCUCUCCACUCCCCACAAACUCUUUCUUCCAAAACUUGGCUCUCAAAAACGGUGAUCAACCUGAGUAUAUUCACCCUUACCUCAUCAAAUCCUCAAACUUUUCUCUUUCCCUCUCAUACCCAUCUCGCUUCUUCAACUCUUCCUUCAUAUAUCAAGUCUUCAACGCUGAUCUCACCAUCACCUCAUCUCAAAAAACCAAUCCUUUAUCCCAUUGGAACCACAGAAUCUCUUCCUAUAAUGAUCUCAGUGUCACCUUGGAUAUCCCUUCUUCUAAUCUGCGAUUUUUCCUUGUAAGGGGAAGCCCCUUUUUGACUGUGUCUCACACCUUUCAGUUUAACAAUGGCCAGACAUGGCUUUUGUAUGCUUCUUCACCGAUCAAGUUGAGUCAUGGCCUUUCUGAGAUCAAUUCUGAUGUGUUUUCUGGUGUAAUUCGGAUUGCUUUGUUGCCUGAUUCUGAUUCAAAGCACGAGGCUGUUCUUGACAGGUUCAGUUCUUGUUACCCUGUGUGUGGUGAUGCUGUGUUUGAAAGACCAUUUUGUGUGGAGUAUAAGUGGGAGAAGAAAGGGUGGGGUGAUUUGUUACUGUUAGCUCACCCUCUUCAUCUUCAGCUUUUGUCAGACAGUGAUUGUGAUGUCACUGUUCUGGAUGAUUUUAAGUAUAGAAGCAUUGAUGGGGAGCUUGUUGGUGUUGUUGGGGAUUCUUGGGUUUUGAAAACAGAUCCUGUUUCAGUAACUUGGCAUUCCACCAGAGGUGUCAGAGAAGAAUCACGUGAUGAAAUUGCUUCAGCACUUCUGAAAGAUGUUGAGGGUCUAAAUUCAUCAGCUAUAACCACAACUUCAUCUUAUUUUUAUGGGAAAUUGAUUGCAAGGGCAGCAAGGUUGGCAUUGAUAGCAGAAGAAGUGUCUUUUCUUGAUGUGAUUCCUGCUAUUAGGAAGUAUUUGAAGGAAACCAUUGAACCGUGGUUGGAAGGAACUUUUAAUGGGAAUGGAUUUCUAUAUGAUAGGAAAUGGGGAGGCAUUAUAACCAAACAAGGGUCUACUGAUACUGGUGCUGAUUUUGGGUUUGGAAUUUAUAAUGAUCACCAUUAUCAUUUGGGGUACUUCCUUUAUGGAAUUGCAGUUCUUGCGAAGAUUGACCCAGUUUGGGGUAGGAAGUAUAAGCCUCAAGCCUAUUCGCUGAUGGCAGAUUUUAUGACCCUGAGCAGAAGAUCAAACUCUCAUUACACGCGUCUAAGGUGUUUUGACCUUUAUAAACUGCACUCUUGGGCUGGAGGGUUAACUGAGUUUGGAGAUGGAAGAAAUCAAGAGAGCACCAGUGAAGCUGUUAAUGCAUAUUAUUCUGCAGCAUUGAUGGGUCUGGCAUAUGGUGACACCCAUCUUGUUGCCAUUGGAUCAACACUUACAUCACUGGAAAUUCAUGCAGCUCAAAUGUGGUGGCAAGUGAAAGAGGGAGGUAAUAUAUAUGAGGAAGAUUUUACAAAAGAGAACAAGGUAGUAGGUGUUCUAUGGUCUAACAAGAGAGACAGUGGGCUAUGGUUUGCUCCUCCUGAGUGGAGAGAAUGUAGGCUUGGCAUUCAACUGUUGCCCAUACUACCUAUUUCUGAAUGGACUUUGCCUGCUUUGAAUAGGGAAGGUGUUGGAGAAGGAUGGAAGGGGUUUGUAUAUGCCCUUGAAGGAGUUUAUGAUAAUGAAGGUGCAUUAAUGAAGAUAAGAAGCUUAAAUGGUUUUGAUGAUGGAAACACAUUGACUAAUCUCUUAUGGUGGAUUCACAGCAGAGGUGAUGUGGAGGAGGAAUUUGGUCAUGGAAAACACUGCUGGUUUGGUCAUUACUGCCACUAGGUAUUAUUAAUGUUGUCAAAUAUUUAAAAAAUAAAACAAAUUAUGAUAUCUCAUGCCAUGUACCUUUUUCUUUAUUCAAUUGAUGUCUGUUUCUUAUAAUUUCUUUGUAACUAAAGUUUGUGGACUUUUGUAUUCUAUCACAGUCUUUAAUGUGUCAUGAGGACUUUGU